AUGUCAGUGGUGAUUCUCUGCAGUGCCCGAGCGUUUAGUCGGAUUCGGCGCUAUUCGGCUCAGCUCGAAAACAACAUCCCAGCAGAGCUUUGGUUUUAAACGGCCAGCUAAAGCGUAUUUUAACAGAUUACUCUUCGGAACGUUUAAGGCCAAUUUCAUUUAACCUCUGCGACAUGUAGCAAGUUUUGUUUUACUUUAUUUUAAAGUCUUUAACGUCAAACAUUUGUCUUCUAGUAUCCACCAAUGUAUUCUCCAUCAUUGCCGGGAUAGUCUUUUUUUUUUUUUUUUUUAAAUCGCUACGGCAGUAUUUGGAGGUUUUUGCAAUUCUGGAGGCGCUACUUCUCCAACAGUAGGACAUUUAAAAUAAUAUAUAAUUUUCCGAAAUCUGGAAAUCUGCCGGGGUCAGGAAGAGCUUCGGGAAUUUUUCAGCUGGGAGACUGGGAUAAUAUGUCCAGGCGCAAACAGACCAACCCUUUCAAAGUUAAUUGGCCGUUUCCGCCGGGAGAAUUGUCAGGCACUGAGCACAAUAUAGUUAUGGAUAACAGGCAAAAUUUCACAGAGGAUAGUGAGGGGCACAGCAGCAAUUCAAAUGAAGUUGAAGAGCAGGACAGUAUUACAGGGUCAUUUCCUUCAACGGAGCUUGCUGGCACUGAACAUAGCAUAAUGAUGGCAAACAGGGCAAAUUUCACAGAAGAUAGUGAGAGUCACAGCAACAAUUCUCAUGAAGCUGAAGAACAAGAUAUUGCAGAUGAUAGUGAAAGUGAUAUCCCAGGAGAAGACACCUCAUCAGAUACCUCUGUUGAUGAUGCCUUAAUGUCUCCAAAGACUAUCCAGUCAACUGCUGAUGAUGGAUACGUGAAACAGGAGAUUGAUGAUGGAGACCAACUGAAUGCUGGGUACUUCUGCCCAUUAUGCCAUGUUGAAUGUGGCAGCCCAGAACAGCUAAUUGCACAUGUAUAUAAGCACACAUCAGUGGUGGGUACUAGGAAGAGCUACGUGUGCCCAGUGUGUGGCCGAGCUCUGAGUUCACCAGGUUCUCUUGGACGGCAUCUCCUUAUUCAUUCAGAGGAUCGUCUUUCAAAUUGUGCUGUCUGUGGUGCACGCUUUACAGUCCGGUGUACAUUCAGCAGAAUUCUGGGGAGUCGUGGACAGCUCCAGUCAGCGGCUUUAUCUAUAUCACAGACGUUUCCUGUUGAUUUAAAUUUAUGCCCUAACCAGACUCCUCCUAUACCACAGCUUUCUGAUGUCCUAAAUUCACCAACAUCCUCACUUUACUGUUUAUCUGAUGUUUUGAACCCAACUCCAGUGUAUCCUGCUGGAAUUCUACUAGUUUGUAACAGAUGUGUGGUGUACCAACAGUUAGUUGACGCUCAGUCACCAUCAAUGAGGAAGUGGGCAAUUCGAAGGCAAAAUGAACCCCUUGAGGCACGAAUGCAGAGACUAGAAAGAGAACGCAUGGCAAAGAAAUCAAAACGAGCUAGUGAAUCUCCAGCAGAACGUGAGCAGCGCAGAAUGAGAGACAGGGAAGCUAAACGCAUGCAACGGAUGCAAGAAACAGAAGAACAGAGGGCACGAAGGCUACAGCGAGAUCGUGAAGCUAUGAGGUUAAAACGAGCCAAUGAGACACCAGAGAAAAGACAGGCUCGGCUCAUCCGGGAGAGGGAGGCCAAAAGGCUGAAAAGAAGGUUGGAAAAAAUCGACCCAACUUUAAGGACACAAAUAGAACAUGAUCCAGCAGGUGCAGCACUCACUGCAGAUAUGAACCUUUUCCAAUUCUAUGCCAUGCCCAAUCUAGAAAAUGGUCUUUUCAUGAAACUGCCCUUACAGGAAUAAAAUGUAGUUUGCAGAAUAUACCAGCCCUCCAACUACCAAUACUGUCAGCACUGAUUCUUAAAAUCAAGAAGGGGACUGUAAUUAUGCUUAAAACCAUAUGCAACAACAAAUGAUUUGGCCUAGAAAAGAACAGGCUUUUAAAAGAUAUUUGUGCUUUACAUUACUUCCUCUGAAGCUGUUUUGGUCUCUCUCCCGGUGAAUAUUAGUGCUUCUUGAUGAGAUCAGCUUCAAUUUGAACUGAACAAUGGUGGGUGUUAAUGUUACAUUUCUAAGUGAUCUUAAUUUGCUGACUAUGAAUGAAUACAUUUGUAUAAAUGCUGAGCAAUCUUUUUACAUGACUUCUAGAGGUUACUGUAGCAGAAUUAUUUGAAACUUUGCCUAACUAGACAUUUGUCAUUUUGGUAGUCAAAAAUGAUUAUCAAUGACACAAGUCAGAAGUUAUGGAACACAAAAAAUGACACUCUCCAGCAUAUAUAGUUAAUUUAUUCAUUAGAAAUAAGCUUUUUAUUUAUCUCUGGCCGUAUUGUGCCACAAUUGGAAUAGUUGGUGCUUUAGUGUUCCGUUAGAAUACAUAUUUGAUCAAAAUCUUUAAGCCAUGCAACUGGAGAAAAUUAAGUUUGUUUUUUUUUGUUUUGUUUUUUCUUUAUUUUAUUAGGCAGAUCCAUUCUGAUGUGUAUCAUGGAAUUCCAUUGAUGCUAAUACUCGAAUGCAGAUGCAAAACACUAAUGAUAGACUUAACAUGUUACAUACAGUAUAAUGAUGGAAAGGGUUAUUUCUGUUUUUAGUACGUUUAAGACCGAAAUAGGUGUGGCAUGUAUGUCAUCAAUAAAUGUUUUGCUUGAUGAUAAAAGUUUGGUGUAAAUUGCACACAGUCAACUAAAUUUAUUCUAUUUAUUUCAUAUAUUGUACCCUAUCAACAACUGUGUAAUUUUGCAUGCCAGUGGACUUUAUUAUAUGGAAUUACAAGGGUUGAUGUUAAAUGUUUACUGAUAAAAGGUUAACUCUUGGAAUAUCCUUACACUUUAUAGAUUUACAAAUUGGAAAGAACAAUGCAAAAUUGUUUAAAUCAGUUUGAAAGUACUUUGAAGUUACAGGGCUGAAUGUCUACUGAGAGCAUAUGUUUUUUAUCUGAACGAGUGAUCGUCAAGUGAGUCUUAACAUCUUUGAGCUCUUAGAGGAUGUUAUAUGGCUAUUUAUUCAAGUCCUCCUUGUUUUAAUUACUCUAUUUAGUGAUGCAAAAUUGAACAUUUUUUAAUUAAACUAAGAAAAAAUGAGUGUGAUUAAGGAAAGACUUAAAUUAAAAGCAGGGACUGACUUCUGACUAAAAUAUUUGUUGAAAUGUAAAUCAGAAAACACUGCUUCCUUUUAAGAACUUAGUCUACCACUUAGGAUUAUUUGUCAGAUAUUUUUAAGAUCCACGUUUGCAACAAUGCUAAGUUUCACCUGCUUCUCCCUUAUACUGUUUAGUGCAAACAGUGUGUAUUCUUAAGCAGAGUGUCUUGGUGUAAAGUAUACAGUAAAUCAUUUACACACUAGUAUAGGUUUAUUAAGAUGGUAAAUAAAUACUAUUGAAUUGU
This is a messenger RNA of Erpetoichthys calabaricus (reedfish), 3410 nucleotides long. It is a transcript of the gene znf821, whose product is annotated as zinc finger protein 821. Gene Ontology annotation, molecular function: RNA polymerase II cis-regulatory region sequence-specific DNA binding; DNA-binding transcription activator activity, RNA polymerase II-specific. Gene Ontology annotation, biological process: regulation of transcription by RNA polymerase II. Gene Ontology annotation, cellular component: nucleus. Lineage: Eukaryota; Metazoa; Chordata; Cladistia; Polypteriformes; Polypteridae. The record is from RefSeq and is a predicted model, not a curated record.